UAUUAUUUUUUUUCUUCUCAAGUAUAUUUUUCAAAUCCUCGUCCAACCAAGUUGCUUGAAUUUCCCUUCACAAGAUUUCAUAGUACAUACUCUUGUGUGUAUAAAGUAACUGCAUGGAUGACUGAUGAACACAUUAAUAAACUUUUAAACAACAUUUUAUUCCCAAAUAGCCAUUGACACCUUUCGGUUCUUGUUCAGUACAAUGAAAUCUUACCUUUGUGGUCAUUCGUGCAUAGUUACUUGGUACACAGAAAAAGUAUUAACUAUAAAAGUUAGAAGGCAAAUUAAAGCAAUUUGAUUGAUGAGGAGUUGUAAAUACGUGCUAAAGUGUAUUGUAUUAAUGAAUUGUAAAUAUUUCAUGAGCUCCUUAAAUACACUAAUUUUGACUUCAACCGCGCCUCAUUGUAUAGAUGUAUGGUCAAAUCAUUAUCUUUGACUUCCUUCCUUCAAAUGCCUUUUCGUUCAUUUACAUCGUCCAUGGAAGCAAUACUGGAUCCUACUUCUUGUUAACAGACACUUUACAGUUGUUAAAGGUUAAAAAGGAAGUAGAUGAAUUUGACGGGCUCCAUCUAGUUUUACAUCCAAGAUCAUAGCUAGAAGUAAAUUUAUUUUCUGCUGCCCUGUUAAAAAAAAGAAAAUUGAAAUAGUGAGAAAUGAAUGUCAGCUUUUGGUGAAGAAAUUUGCAGGAAACUUUAUGAUGAACAAAAUUUUAUGUGCAAAUGUAAGCUAGGGGUGUUUUUCAUUCUAUCGUUUUCGAAAAUAGCGGAACCAUAUAGCUCCCUUAAAAAAUGCCAUUUUUCUAUAUAAAAAAAAAACAAAAAAUAACACUGCGGCCCCGUGUUUUGCAUUUUUAUUGUUGAAAAUUCAGAAUUUGACAGUUUUGAAACGGAUAUUUAAAGUGAAAACGUAGAAUCCAAAAAAGCCUACCACUGUCGCCUAUGUAAAUAUUUACCUCAUUGUAACCUAAAAGUUAGAUGAAAGUGUUCUUAUUGCACGCUGUUCUCUGAAGUAUGAAGUAAGGGAUAAAACUCUGUUUAGUACGAUCUAACCCCCAUCAGAACGCAACAUCAGGUUCUGUACGAUUCAAUGUGAUAUCCUAUAAAUCUUAAGACUGUUUAAAAAUUAGUUGGAAAUGUAUGAAUUAUUCAUUAUCUAAAUAUAACUUGGUUAACUAGACAUUUAAAUACACACUUUUAUAUACUCUAUCUGUGUGCAAAGGUGUGUACACAGAUGUUAGACACAAACAUGGAGAGCGAGAAUUUACUGUUUUGGUCAAAAGCAACUGGAACGUUCCUGAUUUCGUCGGCCGUGCUUUACAUCGCAUGGAAAAAAAUAAUAAGCAAAGCUCCCAAGAAGGAUCAUCCACCAGAUACAGUAAUACUUCAUCAGAUUGGACGAGGUCCAUAUGCACCCAGUAUGACACCAUAUGCUAUUAAAUUAGAAACUUACCUGCGUAUGGCAAACAUUCCCUAUGAAAAUGUACACAGUUACACUCCAAGCAAGAAAGGAAAAUUCCCAUGGAUUGAAUAUAAUGGAGAGAACAUACCAGAUUCUGAAUUUUGUAUAGAAUAUUUAAAUGAUAAACUAGGAAUCGAUCUAGACAAAGACUUUACAGCAAAGGAAAAGGGAAUAGCAAGAGCUUUCCAAAAAAUGUUAGAAGAAAACACUUAUUGGGCAUUUGCAAUAGACAGAUGGGUAUAUGAUAAAGACUGGACAGCGUGUAAAGUAAUGAAAAUUCCAACAUUAACUGGUUAUUUUAUCAGACGAAAUAUGAAGAAAAUGUCGUAUGCCCAUGGUAUGGGACGACAUAGUCCAGAUGAGGUGUAUCAUAUUAUGGAGCUUGAUUUUAAGGCUUUAUCAGACUUCUUAGGUAAUAAAAAAUUCUUGCUUGGAGACAAGCCGUGUCAAGCAGAUUGUAGUGUAUUUGGUCUUAUUGGUAAUGCUUACUGGCAAUCGUUCGGAAGUCCAGUAGGAUCAACAAUCAAAAAAUACAGAAACUUAUGUGAAUAUUGUGAAAGAAUGAAAGAGACAUUUUGGCCUGACUGGGACCAAUGUAUUACCCAUGGAAAUACAAAAGAGGCAACUAAAUGAUUAUUUUUUAAAGAGCUUGUUUGUACAUGCAUUUAUGUUAUAAUAUAAACAUGGGCAGAAGAAAUAAAAUUCUUACUUUUCUA
Molecule: messenger RNA, 2174 nt
Organism: Mytilus californianus (California mussel)
Lineage: Eukaryota; Metazoa; Mollusca; Bivalvia; Mytilida; Mytilidae
Product: failed axon connections homolog
Exons: 6
Coding region: 1231-2091 (286 amino acids)
Cellular component (GO): cytoplasm
Source: RefSeq, a predicted model, not a curated record